Molecule: messenger RNA, 2095 nt
Organism: Esox lucius (northern pike)
Lineage: Eukaryota; Metazoa; Chordata; Actinopteri; Esociformes; Esocidae
Gene: nim1kb
Product: serine/threonine-protein kinase NIM1
Exons: 4
Coding region: 544-1836 (430 amino acids)
Biological process (GO): microtubule cytoskeleton organization; protein phosphorylation; intracellular signal transduction
Cellular component (GO): cytoplasm
Molecular function (GO): tau-protein kinase activity; ATP binding; protein serine/threonine kinase activity
Source: RefSeq, a predicted model, not a curated record
CCUAUUGUGUUGCACAGCACAAAGCUGCACGUGCUAGGAUCUCAUCUUCCCCUAAUUUGCAUGCUUUAUAGCCCUUCACAUUAGCAACUUGAGGGCAUUAGGAUACAUCUAAAUAAAGCUUGGGCAUUAAAGUGCAUGACACCGUAUUGAUCCUUAAUCUGCAAGGAGAGGGGGAGGAAGGAGACAAUCAGAAACGGUUGAGGCAAGCACUCUGCUCUCAGUUCCUUUUACUUUGACUUUGCAGCGUCCAUACAUAGGCUGUCGCUGACCAGGGCCAUGAGCAGAAGUAGAGAGAAUAGCUACAGAUCUAUUGUAAGACUGUCAUUGGAAGUCUGAGCGUACAUGCUAAAUGGAGUUGUGUAUUUCAGACUUGAAUAGACCUAUAGAAGGAAGGGGGGUUUUUCAUCGCAAGGAUUUUAUUUUUUUUUUGCAAGAAUUCUUAAGCUGCUGUGUGUGGGUCCAAAGAUGCUGAGAGAAAUGCUUAUUUCUGAGGGAUCAAAUCAAACUUGAAGUUCAUUAACUGUACAGCCCUGAGCAGCAGAAAUGAUGCCAGGGGGCCAGUAUCAAAAAUCCUUCAGGAUGCCUCGCCACAGCCUCUAUAGCCUGUCAGUCAGCCUGGAUGGUCAACAGGACGAAGAGGGCAAUCCUAAACAACGUAGCCCCCUGGAGCGGCUCACAACUGAAAUGUGUCAAGAUGAGCAGACCAUCAAGGAACUGGUGGUGGGACGCAGGGUUGGCUUUUACAAGGUCCGUGGUGAGAUCGGCUCUGGAACAUUUUCCCGUGUCAAAAUGGCCUUUCAUUCCCUCACCAAAGAUAAGGUUGCAAUCAAGGUGCUGGAUAAGACGCGGCUAAAUGUUCAGACCCAGAAACUGCUCUCCAGGGAGAUAUCCUGUAUGGAGGCCCUGCAGCAUGCCAACAUCGUGCGUCUGUAUGAGGUGGUGGAGUCACACAGCCGCCUCUACCUGGUGCUGGAAUACGCAGGGGGAGGAGAUCUUCACACACACAUCUGCUCAGAGGGAAGGCUGUCAGAACCCGUGGCCAAGAUCACCUUUGCUCAAAUCCUGUCCGCCAUCAAACACAUGCAUGCCAAAAACAUCAUCCACCGGGACCUGAAGGCGGAGAACGUACUAUAUGCCUGUAAUGGCUGUGUGAAAGUGGCUGACUUUGGUUUCAGCACCAUGGUCACCAACAGCAGUGACACCCUGGAUACCUUCUGCGGCUCUCCCUCCUAUGCUGCGCCUGAACUCUUCAGGGAUGAGUGCUACCUGGGGCCACCAGUGGACGUGUGGGCCAUGGGCGUCCUUCUCUUCUUCAUGGUGACCGGCACCAUGCCCUUCCGAGCUGACACCAUGGGCAAACUGAGGCGUGCCGUUAUAGAGGGGGUCUUUACCCUCCCACCUUGGGUGCCAGGCCCUUGCCAGCGUCUGAUCCGUGGCGUUCUGAAGCCUGUACCUGCAGAACGCUAUGCGGUAGACCAGAUGGUGGGUUGUGACUGGCUGCUCCCUGUAGAUUACCCGUGGACGGUGUCACCGGUCCCCCUCAACCCUCUCCGCUUAGCAGAUGCAGAGCCUGGGGAGCUGAGCGAUGAGGAGGAGGAGAUCAAGGCCUUGCUGCAGGAGCUGGGCGUCACCAUGGAACAUAUACGCAACAACCAAGGCAAGGGCAUCCGCAGCCCUAUCAGCGGACUUUACAGCAUCCUCUUGCACCGUGCCCAGAAGGGGCGGGGCGCUGAGACUGUACCUGUGGUCAGGGGUUUGGUCCGGGACCAUAAGAGGGAGGGGCUCCGUGCCUACAAAGGUUUGAUACACUCCUCCAAGUUGUGUGCUCUUCAGUAAGUAACAAGCCUGGAUGUGUCCUUAUGUAGACCUGUUUUAAUCUAUUGCACAUUUCCUUGUCCUACAAAUGUGGUAAUGCACAAAUAAUAGGAACGGGCUUUCUUUUGUUUUUUCUUUUCUAUUAUUUACCACUGGCUACCUUAUGCCUUUGUAUGUCUUAAGUUGAUAUUGCACUGUUGAGGAAGAGCUCAGAAGUAACAAUUUCACUGUAUAUAUAAAUACACUGAACAAAAUUAUAAAUGCAGCACUUUUGUUUUUG